Messenger RNA from Didymodactylos carnosus, 783 nucleotides. NCBI's taxonomy places the organism in Eukaryota, Metazoa, Rotifera, Eurotatoria, Philodinida, Philodinidae. The record is from the annotation of a GenBank genome assembly.
AUGGUUGAUCAUGACUUACAAAGUCGUCGAAUGCAGCGUAGUAGUGAUGAUAUAAUGGUAAACAAUGAUGAGGCUCAGUCAUCGUUGGCUUUUCUACCACAUGUCACGAACAAUGUUCCAUACGGAGUUUGUUUAUUAGAAUCUACAUUAUUUUUAGUACUGAUAGAUGAACAAAAUUCUGAUACUGAUUCGGAAUAUGAAUUAUCAAAAGCUGAAAAUGAUUCAUCAAUGAGAGAUGAAAUCAACAGUGGUACUGGAGAAAAUCUAGAAAUAGAUGACGAAAAUAUUAUCGAUAAUAAUAUCGCUAUAACGGUCCCAUUUCCAACAAAUGUAUCAGGUGAUAAUGAUAAUAGGCCAUCUAUCCCCCAACAACGUUUACAUACUUAUACAAAUAUUUUAACACUUGAUUAUUGUGAAGAUUUACUAGGCGUUUUACGUAAUGCACAUGUAUCUAAAUCCCAAUCAGAUCACAUUAUAAAAUUAAUUAAAUCUGCAUUACCUAUACCAAAUAAUCUUCCAAAUACCUUAAAAGGUAUUUUGUCUGAAACUAAUAUUAAUGAUAUUUUUACCAAACGAAGUGUAUGCACAGUAUGUCAAACGGAUUUACUUUAUACAGAAACCACAUGUCCAAAAUGUAUAUUGUCUGAUGUUAGAUCUAUUGCACAUGUUUAUGACACACAGUUAAAUGUAACAUUUUUAGCAAUGCUUACACGUUUAGCAUCUGAUAUUACAACAUAUAAACAGCAUAUAAUAAACAAUCAGAAUAAUGAUGACAAAAAAUGA